Branchiostoma floridae (Florida lancelet) is the source of this 1292-nucleotide messenger RNA. RefSeq names its product peptidyl-prolyl cis-trans isomerase B-like. Gene Ontology annotation, molecular function: peptidyl-prolyl cis-trans isomerase activity. Gene Ontology annotation, biological process: protein peptidyl-prolyl isomerization. Lineage: Eukaryota; Metazoa; Chordata; Leptocardii; Amphioxiformes; Branchiostomatidae. The record is from RefSeq and is a predicted model, not a curated record. Bases 115 to 843 code for a protein of 242 amino acids. The transcript is spliced from 6 exons. Gene Ontology annotation, cellular component: intracellular membrane-bounded organelle.
CAGCUGAUAACGAUACACGUUGCAACUUCUACACAUCCACCUCUGAACCGACAACCACCGGUCCGAAUUUACUCUACUCCAUCCUGUCGGAUUCGCUAGAUAUUUGAAUUUGCAAUGGCUAAGCUGUUUGAACUGACGUUAGCAGUGGUCCUAGGACUAUGCCUUGUGACACACGCCGUCGCUGCUUCUGAUGAUAAGGGCAAGAAGGACGACAAAGAUAAGAAGGAUAAGGAUAACGAAGAGGAGGAAGUACCAAAGCUUUUGGUCACCAAGAAGGCCUGGUUCGACGUGGAGGUCGACGAUGAACCAAUCGGAAGAUUUGUCGUCGGGCUAUUCGGAGAGAUGGCGCCAAUCACAGUGGCGAAUUUCGCAGCUCUGGCAAGGGGAAACUACAGAAUGGACCCCAAAUUUGGCUACAAGAACACCUACAUUCACCGUGUCGUACAAGAUCACGUGAUCCAGGGUGGCGACAUCACUGUUGGGGACGGUACUGGAGGAAAGAGCAUCUACGGUGCGGAUUUCGCUGACGAGACGUUCGACCUGAGUCAUGAUGACAAGGGGUGGGUCAGCAUGGCGAACGCCGGGCCGGACAGCAACAACUCACAGUUCUUCAUCACUCUGCAGCCCGCACGGUUCCUGGACAAGAGGCAUGUCGCCUUUGGGAAGAUUAUAGAGGGCAUGGACAUCGUUGAGAAGAUUGGAGAGGUCGAUGUGGACGACUUCGGGCGUCCCAAGAAGCCUGUUCUGAUUAAGGACUGCGGCGUGCAGCACACUUCGCCGUACGAGCUGAAGCCCAAGUCGAACACGGAGGGUGCUAAGAAGUCAGACAAGUCCGACAAAUAAGGCAUAAAGCGCACGUAUCCAUGUCCGGCUUGCAUGAGCAUGCUAUGAUGUUCAACAUGUCAGUAACAAAUCUUCGGGAUAGAACCUUUUUCAAUGCUACAUGCUUCUUUUUACGUUUAAGACACACAUGCAUAGUCUUCAUUUUCAUAUAGGUAGCCAAGAUACGAAUACUAGAUAUUUGUUCCACUGGCAUACUAUCAUUGAUACUUUCAUAUACAAAAGCAUAUGCCUUGACUUACUGACCAUAAAUUAGGUACGCUGACUAGUCGUUUCUGCUAAGGAUACUUGUUCAAUUGUUUCGUAUUCAGAGAAGACAUAAAAUUUUCCUAAGAGAUCUAGAACAACUUGUGAGUAUGGACAUCGACUAAGCUUAUGGUGUAUUGUGUAACGUAAUAAUGUAGUCAACCCUAGACCGUUCUUACUAAUAAAACACUUGCUUCGCUGAAACA